This is a messenger RNA of Nicrophorus vespilloides, 1443 nucleotides long. It is a transcript of the gene Hsdl2, whose product is annotated as hydroxysteroid dehydrogenase-like protein 2. NCBI's taxonomy places the organism in Eukaryota, Metazoa, Arthropoda, Insecta, Coleoptera, Silphidae. The coding region runs from base 118 to 1347 and encodes 409 amino acids. The transcript is spliced from 6 exons. The record is from RefSeq and is a predicted model, not a curated record. Gene Ontology annotation, cellular component: mitochondrion.
CUUUGACUCAAUAAGUGUUUGAACUUUGGUAGAAGAACAGCGAUUUUGUUUUUUUAUUCUUAAUCUUGUUUACAGCUUAAAGUCCUUAUUUUAUUCAUCAAUAAACAGACUCUAGCUAUGAUCAACACUGGGAAAUUAUCUGGGCUGACGGUUUUCGUGACUGGAGGCAGUCGGGGGAUUGGCAAAGCAAUUGCAUUGAAAGCUGCAAAGGAUGGAGCCAAUGUUGUGGUUGCGGCUAAGACUGCCACUGCAAACCCGAAGUUGCCAGGGACUAUCUACACAGCCUGUGAUGAAAUUGAAGCAGCUGGAGGCAAAGCCCUGCCCUGUAUUGUUGAUGUCAGAGAUGAGAAGCAAGUGAGAAGUGCUGUAGAAGAAGCCAUUAAGAAAUUCGGUGGAAUAGAUAUUUUAAUUAACAAUGCCUCCGCCAUACAGCUUUCACCAACUGAUCAGACUGAUAUGAAAAGAUAUGACUUAAUGCAUAAUAUAAACACAAGAGGAACGUUUUUAACCACCAAAGAAUGCCUUCCAUACCUUAAGAAGAGUAAGCAUGCACACAUUCUGAACCUCUCUCCACCACUGAACAUGAACCCCUUGUGGUUCCAAAAUCAUGUUGCCUACACAAUGGCAAAAUAUGGAAUGUCGAUGUGCGUUCUCGGUAUGCAUGCCGAAUUCAAGCCCUUCAAUAUUGGUGUCAACGCUUUGUGGCCAAGGACAGGUAUUAGCACUGCUGCCAUUGAAAUGUUGGCCGGCGAUGAAUCCUUUAAAUAUACUCGUAAGCCUGAAAUCAUGGCUGAUGCGGCUUACGUGAUCCUCUCGCAGGAUCCGAGGAAGGUGACUGGAAACUUCUUUAUUGAUGAGCAAAUCCUAAAGGAACACGGUGUCACCGAUUUCGAUCAGUACGCAAACGACCCAUCACAAAGGGAGAACAUGAUGAUUGACUUCUUCUUGGAUGAAGCACUCAAUAAACAAGCCGAACCAACUAAGAAGACUGAGGAGUCUAUAAAACCUGCUGGAGAGGUUGGCAAGAUCUUCGUUGCUAUUGAGAAGAACUUGAGCGAGGAUUUGGUGAAGAGCACUAACGCCGUGUUUGCUUUCAAUUUGACUGGCAAAGAAUCUGGAAAAUGGUUCGUCGACUUGAAGAACGGCACAGGUAAAUGUGGCCAAGGAGACGCUCCAUCCGGCGCCGAUGCUACCCUCACAAUGGACAGCAAGAACUUCUUCGACAUGUUCACGGGCAAAACGAAGCCCACUACCGCUUAUAUGAUGGGAAAAUUGAAGAUUGCUGGAAACAUGCAAAAGGCCAUGAAGCUUGAAAAGCUCAUGGGCAAAUUGAAAUCGAAAUUGUAAAUGUUUCAAUGAAACUCUUGAUAAUUAAGUAAUCUUAGGUGCAAAGUUUUCUGUUUUAUAUGGUUAUAAAUAAAUAUGUUUUUUUUAUAUAAGAAU